AUGCUGACGCUGAAGGCUUACGCGAAAAUUAACCUCACGCUGGAAGUGCUCGGACGCCGAGACGACGGCUAUCACGAGGUCGCAACCAUUAUGCAGACCAUCGACCUGCACGAUACCGUGCGCCUCACGCCCGCCGAUGACAUCACCCUCACCUGCGAUGAUCCUAACCUGCAAUCGCCCAAUAAUCUGGCAUACAAAGCGGCUCAGUUGUUGCAGCAGGAGUGCGGCUACAACGGCGGCGCCCACAUCGCCAUCGAAAAGGCAAUCCCCGUGUCGGCAGGACUUGGCGGAGGCAGCAGCGACGCCGCGGCAACUCUCCGUGGCCUCAACGAUCUCUGGCAGCUUGGCAUGACUCACACCCAGCUUGAAACCCUCGCCGCGCAACUCGGCUCCGACGUGCCCUUCCUCUUGCAGGGCGGCACCGCCAUCGCGCUCGGCAGAGGAGAGCGCAUCCGUCGCCUGCCUCCCGCCGACGUAGAAUGGCUCGUCGUACUCACUCCGGAUGUACGGCACACCGGCGAGGUACCCAGCAAGACCGCAGCGCUCUACCGCAUGCUCACGCCAUCCAACCACACCAGGGGCUUCCUGACACGCAAGCUCGAAGCGCGCAUACGUGGCGGCGGCGAUGUGCCCGCGCAGUUCCUGUUCAACGCAUUCGACGAUGUGGCUUUCGAUGCCUACCCCGGACUGGAACAAUGCUGGAAUGCCUUCGCUGAACUCGGCGCGCGCGAAAUCCACCUAUCCGGCAGCGGGCCCUCCAUCUACGCGCUCAUGCCGCGCCGCGAAGUCGGCACCGCCAUCCACCUCUUGCUGCGCCACAAGCACGGCAUGAACGCGCACCUCGUAUCCGCAAUUCAGCCUUAG
Molecule: messenger RNA, 864 nt
Organism: Geodia barretti
Lineage: Eukaryota; Metazoa; Porifera; Demospongiae; Tetractinellida; Geodiidae
Source: the annotation of a GenBank genome assembly